Entamoeba nuttalli P19 is the source of this 1494-nucleotide messenger RNA. RefSeq lists its product as hypothetical. NCBI's taxonomy places the organism in Eukaryota, Evosea, Mastigamoebida, Endamoebidae. Bases 1 to 1494 code for a protein of 497 amino acids. The record is from RefSeq and is a predicted model, not a curated record. The transcript has a single exon.
AUGGCAAAAUGUCGUUUUUUUGCGUUAGAAAUUAGAGAAUUUACAAGUUAUUUAAAUUAUAGAACAUUAGAAAGAUUGAGAAUUGUUAAUAAACGAUAUUUUCAAAUAACACAAAAAUUAUUACAAGUAAAUGUAUUUGAUAUUGAUGGUAAACGAUUUGUUAAUUCUCUGAUUGAAUCAAACACAAUUAAUAUUUUACCAACAUAUACACCUCCUACGAGCAAUCAUCUUUUUAAGAAUUUGAAUUGGGUUGGUUCAAUUUUUGGAAAUCCAACAAUAAUUUUUGAUUAUAAUGCUGUUGUUUCUCCUAGUCAAAUGGAAACAAUAAUGCAAAUUAAAAAUGCUAAACGACUUGAGGUGGUUAUGGAUGUUGAUUCUGUUUUAGGUCAUAAAAGUAGAGUUGAAAAAAUAGUUGAUCAAUUUCCUCAACUCAAACAACUUAAGUUAUCAAUUGAUCCUGGUGAUGGAAAUGAAAAUCAAAGAGAUGCACUUCAACAUUUAACUAAAUUAGUUCAUCUCACUUCUCUUCAAACAUUUUCAUAUCAUCAUAAUUUCAUAUACUUUAAUAAACUUAAUUAUCUUAACAUAUUUAUUAAUGAUAGUAUUGAAUUAGAUUACUUUCUUAAUGACAUUCCUCAACUUAUUACUGUCCAACGUCUUACUCUUAGAACAAACAGUGAAUUCCAAUUACCACAUUCCUCUAUACUUCAAUUAACAUCAUUAAAUUCACUUGAAAUAUUAAAUUUAUCAAAGUGCAAUUUCAAUUUUAGUAGUGAAUUGGUUUCAUUACAAUCAAUUUAUAGAAUUAAAAAGAUUUUUCUUUCAUUUGACAUACACAUUACUAAUGAAAUUAUUGACCAACUGUACUUAUUUCCUCCUAUCUUUAUUAUACAACUUAGUUUUACAAUUGAUGGUAAUAAUGAACUUCCAAAUAGAUUACUUCCACCUAAUGUUUGUAUUUCUAAUGCAACAAUACAAGAAGUAGUUCAAGAAAAUGAUUUUAUAACUUCAGUAAUAUCAAAAGCCGAUGUAUUAACAACAGAUAUAACUAAUAUUCCAUUUAGUCCUAAUGCAUUAAUUAUUAUUUUAAACCAUAUAACUGAUUCAAGAUUUCUAAGAUUUAAUAAUACUAAUUAUUUAAUUUCUGUAUUACUUUGUGGAGAUUUAAGUGAUGAUUCAAUUCACUCACUUCUUACAUUAAAAUAUCUUAAAAAAUUUAAAUUAUUUGAUGGAAAAAUAUCUACACUCUCUUUCCUUUCUCAUUUUCAUUUAGACACAUUAGCAAUUGUUGAUUGCACUUAUCCUAUUAAUGACUUUCAUUAUAUUACUGAACAUACUUCACUUUUAGUCAUUACAUUAUUAGUUUCACAUGAAUAUUUGACUCAAGAACAAAAUUCUAAACUAACGCAAAUGCCAUUUCUUCAAAUGCUACGAACUUAUUAUUGUUCAAUGUCAAUUGAUAAAAAGUUCCAUCCAUUUAGAAUUCAAUACUAA